Diorhabda carinulata is the source of this 2838-nucleotide messenger RNA. RefSeq names its product sodium-coupled monocarboxylate transporter 1. The transcript is spliced from 9 exons. Gene Ontology annotation, biological process: transmembrane transport; sodium ion transport. Gene Ontology annotation, cellular component: membrane. Gene Ontology annotation, molecular function: symporter activity. The record is from RefSeq and is a predicted model, not a curated record. The coding region runs from base 299 to 2245 and encodes 648 amino acids. Lineage: Eukaryota; Metazoa; Arthropoda; Insecta; Coleoptera; Chrysomelidae.
UUAUUGCAUUUUUCUCCUUUAAAAUGGCUUUCGCCAGCUACGAGAAAUACUUCAAUUUCGAGAUUAAAAUCGGAAAGCGUCGUGUAGUUAUUUCUUAACCGUGGUCAUAUUUGUUGAGUGUGUUUUCGUUGUAUUAGUAUGAAAAUAAACAUUCUUAGUUUUAUACUGUAUUCGUGGUUAGUUAAGUAGAUCUGUAGUUUAGUUUAUUUACUUUGAUGAAAUUUUUAUACAAUGGAACACUGAGUAUCACUCUUAGUGGGUGUAUAAUUUACAUCAUCAAAUUGAAUAAAAAUCAAGAAUGUCUAAGGAUGCUAAGAGUCUGGUAUGGGACUAUCUAGUCUUCAUCAUUUUUGUCAUAGCCAGUACGUUUGUAGCCCUAUAUUCAAAAUGUUUUGGACCCAAAGUGAAAACGAAAGCAGAUUAUGUAUUUGCAGCAGGCAAAGUUUCCAUGGCUGCCAUGAUGUUGAGUAUAGCUAGAGGGACACUAGGAGUGCGAUCGUUUCUAGGUUACCCUUCCGAACUAUUCUACAGAGGAGCCACAAUGUGGGAAACCCUUUACGGAAUGGUCCUGGCCUAUCCAAUAGUUUGCUUCAUAUUCGUGCCGGUGUAUUUCAGCCUUGGAAUAACUUCUGUCUACCAAUAUUUAGACCUUCGGUUUAAAUCACAAUUCGUUAAACAACUGGCAUCUGGAACUUAUAUUGUUAGGGCGCUUCUCAAUCAGGGCGUGACAGUUUUCACUCCUUGUGUUGCUCUAAACACUGUUAUUGGAAUUCCUUAUUGGGCGUCCAUAUCCGGAAUAUCGAUAGUCAGCAUUAUUUUCAAUAUAUUGGGAGGUCUGAAAGCUGCCAUUUGGGCAGAUGUCAUGCAAGGCGUUACAAUGAUUGUUGUCAGUAUGGCUAUUAUGUUUCAAGGCUGUUUUGAAGCAGGAGGACCAUUAAAAGUAAUCGAAGUUAACAGAGAAGACGGAAGACUCAAUUUUUUCAACUUUAGCAUGGAUCUCACAACCCGAGUAACAACGACAUCUGCUAUCAUCGGUCAAUUAUUUAUGUCGUUGUCAAUUUUUGGAUGUCAACAGAAUUUUGUUCAAAGGUACUGCAGUAUGAGAUCACAAAAGGAAGUAACAAGGACUAUGAUGUGGAACAUCCCUGUCAUAACCGUAUUAUUCAGUUUAUCUUGGUUAGUGGGGAUGGUAGUAUACGCUGUAUAUUCCAGCUGUGAUCCUCUCUCGUCUGGAUAUAUUCAGAAAUAUGACGAAAUCCUGCCGUUUUUUGUUGAAGACCGAUUCAGCUAUUUGCCUGGCAUACUAGGAUUAUUUAUGGCAAGUCUUUUCAAUGGAGCUCUCAGUUUGAACGUUUCAAAUCUAAACUCCUUGGCAACUGUUACUUUCGAAGAUUUUGUGCGUCCUAUUCCUAUAUUCAAAGACAUGAAGGAUUCCAAGCAACUAUGGACAAUUAAAUUUAUAGGAGUAGUCUACGGAUUGGUCAUCAUGGGAAUCAGCUUCGGAGUAGGACUUUUGGACGGCGUUAUUGAAUCUUCAAUGUUGGUUACUUCAGCCACUUCUGGACCCCUACUAGGAGUAUUCGUGAUGGCUUUAUUGAUACCUUGCGCAAAUUGGAAGGGAGCAUCAGUUGGAGUAAUCUCAGGCCAUAUAGUCACUCUUUGGAUUGCCAUAGGGGGCUUAACAAUUGAAAAACCGCCAGCAAGCUUUCUUCAAGUAUACACGGACGGUUGCAGUAACACCUCUUUCAAUGAUCAUAUAUUGAAACCCGAACACCGAUACCCAAGCUGGACUCCUACAACUACUCCGUCUCCGUUCCAUAUCUAUAACGACACUCACACUCUAUUGAAUACUACCAGAGCAGCUCCAUCAGAUCCACUUACUCAACUGUACUCAGUUACUUAUAUGUAUUAUUCAUUAAUCGGAUGCUUCAUCACAAUUCUUUUUGGUUGGACUGUUUCCUAUUUUACCGGCAGUGAAAGUGACAGAUACGAUGAGGAGUUAAUACAUCCAAUUGCUAGAAAAAUGGCGAAAAUAUUUCCUGGAAAAAAAAGAAUUUAUUCACAAAAAGUAAUUUGCGAAGAUGAUAUCCCAGAAAAAUGUGAGAAAACUACAAAACUAGAUUCAGUUAUGCAGCCGUCAACAAGCUGCACUAACCCUCCGGGCACAAAAACGGGUACCCUCAAUCCUACGUUUUCAGAUUUGUCAGAUGAAUCAAUAGAUGGUAUAUAUAGAACUAAAUUGUGAUUUUUGCUAGAGCACCGAAGAAAAUGUAAUGAAAUGCCCAUUACUUUUAGAAACUUCUGUGAUCUCUAUAUGUUAUAUGAACUUUAAUGUAAUUCUUCUGUACGGUAUUAUUGUUAACAAAGACGUCAGAUUCGUCGUUACACGAAUAUAUUAAAUUUUUAGUGACCCAGUUAUCUUGGUGACCAAGACUUGAAAGUUAUUAAGUAUUUAUUAUGUGAGCUAUUUUAUUUCUAUUUAAGCAUUAGAUAUAUCCAUUUAGUAGUUAUUUAUCGUUAUAAAGUAGACAACAAUACUCAAAUGUAUAGAACUACCAACUGUUUAAAUAUUUGUUACUUAUCAAAAGUUUCUUGUCAUACCUGUCGAAUUUAUAUGAAAUAUAUAUUUGGGAAAUUUUCAGUCUGAGAAGGAAUCCUUGAUUCAUGAUUUAAUUGAUUAUGGUGGUCACGUGUCCAGUGGCGUACCGAUAUAAAUAUAAGGAAGCUGAACCAACAAUAAUAAUAUUUUUCAUUUUAUAAGACUUUUGUAUACACUUUUACUUGUAACAGUUUAAUAAUAAAUCACUACGUGAUGCAAGUGCUCACAAACUUCAUAAA